This is a messenger RNA of Pieris brassicae (large cabbage white), 4072 nucleotides long. Its product is annotated as beta-1,4-mannosyltransferase egh. The record is from RefSeq and is a predicted model, not a curated record. Bases 251 to 1627 code for a protein of 458 amino acids. The transcript is spliced from 3 exons. NCBI's taxonomy places the organism in Eukaryota, Metazoa, Arthropoda, Insecta, Lepidoptera, Pieridae. Gene Ontology annotation, molecular function: beta-1,4-mannosyltransferase activity. Gene Ontology annotation, cellular component: cytoplasm.
UGCCUAUCGGAAGUAGGCUGGAAUUACUUAAUUGUAUUUUUUUGAAUGAAUCAUUGGCAUUUUAUAAAUGAAACAUAGUUCAGUCUAUAAGGAUGGUAAAUUCGUGCUGUGAACAUAAGUAAGAAUUCUUGCAUAAGUUCUUCAAUUAAUGAAACUAUAUGUUUCACUAGUAAUUGAUUAUAUCAUUUUAUAGGCCCGUUUUUGGAAAACUGUUAAGAAUAUAACAUCUUAUCUAGUAACGAAUACAAGAAUGUUACGAGGAAAAUUUUUACAUUUAAUGCACUGUUGCUUUUUUUUGUCAUUCAUAUUUGCCUUUCUGGUUUUUGCGGGUGCUAUUAAUUUAAAUGAAGAUGAAAAAGCUUAUAUAGAUCCUAUUCAAACCUAUGGGUAUUUUGGAGCAGCAAUUUUAUACAUUUUCAGGCUCCUUACAUUGUUGACUAUACCUCAAGUUUUGUGUAAUUUUGCUGGACUGACAUUGUUUAAUGCAUUUCCUGGUAAAAUUAAAUUAAAGGGUUCUCCAUUGUUAGCACCAUUUAUCUGCAUAAGAGUUGUGACAAGAGGGGACUAUCCUAAAUUGGUAACCAACAAUGUUACAAGAAAUAUGAAUACUUGUUUGGAUGUGGGCUUGGAAAAUUUUAUCAUUGAAGUAGUAACUGAUAAAGCAAUUAAUCUGGCCAGUCAUAGAAGUGUCAGGGAAGUAGUUGUACCUGCAGAUUAUAAGACUAAAACUGGGGCCUUGUUUAAGUCAAGAGCUUUGCAGUACUGUUUGGAGGAUAAUGUGAAUAUAUUAGGUGAUUCUGAUUGGAUUGUUCAUUUGGAUGAAGAGACAUUGCUUACAGAGAAUUCAGUGCGAGGGAUUUUAAAUUUCGUCUUUGAUGGUCAAUAUCCUUUUGGCCAAGGACUUAUUACAUAUGCUAAUGAAGAAGUGGUAAACUGGCUCACAACGUUGGCUGACAGUUUUAGAGUGGCAGAUGAUAUGGGAAAGCUUAGAUUUCAGUUUUAUACAUUUCAUAAACCACUAUUCAGUUGGAAAGGAUCAUAUGUUGUUACUAAAGUAAGCGCAGAGAAGGCAGUUUCAUUUGACAAUGGGAUAGAUGGUUCUGUGGCCGAGGACUGUUUCUUUGCCAUCAAAGCUUAUAAAGAGGGUUAUUCAUUUAAUUUUGUGGAAGGCGAAAUGUGGGAGAAAUCUCCAUUUACUUUAUGGGACUUUAUGCAGCAGCGGAAAAGGUGGAUCCAAGGUAUACUUUUAGUAGUUCACUCUAAAGAAAUUCCCUUUUUUUAUAAAGUUUUCUUGGGAAUCUCGUGUUACUCAUGGGUUACACUACCCUUUUCAACUAGUAAUAUGUUUUUAGCGGCUUUAUGUCCUAUACAAUGUCCCCAUAUUUUAGACUUAAUUAUUGGCUUUAUAGGUGCGGUAAAUAUUUACAUGUACAUAUUUGGAGUCAUGAAAUCUUUUCCAAUGUAUAGAUUUGGUCCUUUGAAGUUUGUUAUGUGUAUCGCUGGGGCGUUGGCUACAAUUCCCUUUAAUAUUGUUAUAGAAAAUUUAGCUGUGAUUUGGGGUGUAUUGGGAAAGAAACAUAAGUUCUAUGUAGUAAAUAAAGAGGUAAAGACGCCAGUAACAGUGUAAGAAUGUUUUUGUAACACGCACAAUGAUAGUAGAUAAUGGUUAGUCUGAUUAACAAUCUUAUACAGGGUGUAACCGCAUAUGUUAAGCUAGAAAUCUCAAAUAUUACUUUAAAUAUAAAUAACCUAAAUACUUUAAAAUCUUAUCAGCUGUAAAAUCUGCUUGGACUAACUGCUGGUACACCCUGCUUAAACAUUGAAUCGUAAUUUACAAAUUUCAGUACAAAUUUUGUCACAAUCUUUGUCUUUUAGUAAUCAUUUAAAUCUUACAAAUUUUGGGAUGGAUUGCUGCUUAAGAUAACAUGUGAUACUAUGACAAGUUCGCUGUUUUUUUACGUUUUAUGUGAUGACCAACAUUAGUAUUAGGUGUCCAAUGCACACAUCCUAAUGAUUGCGACACUGAUAAGUCAUUGAUAAACACCGAUAGUAUUCAUAAACAUUUUAUAAGCCUCAUAUAGUCAUAGACCGUGUAUUUGUAAUGUAAAUAGUAGUCCUGGAUUCAGUUCCUCCUGAAAUAAUGUUAUCACAUUACUAGAGAAAGAAUGCUGAUCAUCUACCAGUAUUAGUGAUAAAUAAGCCAUAUGCAGGCGCUUGCUUAGUAGUAUCGGACAUAAAUGAAAGAAUAACUAUAGCUAUAUGUUGCUUAAAUAUGUUGUUAUAUUUAUGUAUAUUCCAAGUGAUAAGGACCUUGAGGGUUAUAGUUUAUACCCGAGUAUUGAAACGUUUUUUAACAUGAACAAGUAUAUAGUCAAUUUUUAUACAUACCAAAGACUUAAAUUAUUCAUAGUAUUAAGGAGAUUGUAAGAUAAUUUUAAGUCAUCAAUAGUGCUUUUACAUGUUUGUACUUAUUUGAAGUAUGUAUAUUUGGGAAAUUAGUUGUGUUAACGCAAGUUAAUUUUUUUAUUUCGUUUAAUUAGGUAAUUUAAUGUUACCAUUGCAUUUUUUUUGUUUAAGUAUAUUUAGGUUAAAUUUCCCACCUAUUUCAACUAUUUAAAACCCUGAUUGGUGUAUCUUUAUAAUAAUUGUUACACCACUCAGUCCUAAUAAAAGCGCAUGUAGGUGAUCAGCUUGUGCCUUCAAAUUUUAACGUUUCGCAUUGGAAGCAUAAAGCCUUCGUAAAUUAUUUUAACUACUAAAAGCCCGUAUAACAAGUGAUAAGAAAAAUUGUUCAUGAAGGUAAUUUAAUUGCGUUGAGCACUGCGAGAUUUUAUAAAAAAAUGUGAUAUGUAGCGAAACAUGUUUUAUUUGUAAUUUUGUAUUAUCCUGGAUUUUAAAUUGUAAAAUAAAUCCGUAUAUUUUAAUUUGUGAACAAUUUAGUUAUACAAGAAUUAUGUACCAUUUUUAGAUAAGAACUAAUGCUAUUUAUUUAGUUAUCACUUGAGGUAUGAAUGGUAUCUGUUAUGAUUCAGUACUUAGAAUUGUUGUGAGUUGAACUUAAUUUCUUUGUAAUACGGUGCGUUUUUGAAUAAAACAAUGUAAGGGCAUUGACGCGUUAUGCGCGUCAUGUCAAUUUUUAAAAUACAUUAUUUAGUACAAAUCCUACGAAAUUAUUGUCUUUCGAUUUGAUCUUUCUGUUUUUAAUUAUAAUCCUUAAACCAAUGCAAUAAGGUUUAAUGUCUAAACCAAAUCUAAAUCCCGUAAACACUAUUGGCCGUUUAGAUGAUUACUUGGUCGAAUUAACUGGCUACGCUUUGGCCAAUAUGCAAAAUAUAUAGAGUAUGGUUUGAAGCGUGCUUCUUGCAGCGUUUGCGGCUACAUAACCUUCUUCAAUUAUUCAUUCCGUAGCCACAAAAGCAUUGUAUUGCAGGCAAUUUUGCUACCUCGGUCCAUUAUUCUAAAUUGAUGUGCCUUCAAAAAGCGCUAUUCGACCAGUUAAAAGCUUAGCUAGAAUUUUAAUGCUGACAAUUUACCAAUUUACAAGCGUAAACGGGUAUCGAAUUGCGGUAUUUCCAGAAACUGCCUUUGCAAUGUUUCAAUAAUAAUAUGUUAAAGUAAAUCACGAAUGUUAGUAUAUGCGCAGGGGUUGUGUUUAGGUUAUUUUAAAGUAAAAUUACUUUCCCCCCAUUACGUCAUAGCUAAGUGUUGCCCAGAUUACUACAACUAUAUAAUCUACAGACUACAACAAUAUAAUCUCAAUUAAGUCUUAUGUAGAACCACCUAUGCUACUAGGCACUUAAGUGAGACUGAAGAUAACACAACAAUUCAAAUUCAAAUAAGUUUCCAUGUAUUAAGAUAUCAUAGUCUUGGCAUUACGUAUUGAAAUCGAAAUGAGCCCGCUUUCUUUGUUUGUAAGAUAGUUAAAUUACAUCUCAGUCGUAUUAUGUAUUUUGUCUAUUUAAUCAAAUAUUCGUAAAUUUCCUUUAUUUAUUAAAGUGAAAAUUGGAUUUCAAUUUCAUAAAGUUUUGAAUAUAUAGAGAUAUUUUGAUGAUUGUACCUCACAUUCAAAAAC